Cucurbita pepo subsp. pepo (vegetable marrow) is the source of this 2546-nucleotide messenger RNA. RefSeq names its product vacuolar-sorting receptor 3. Gene Ontology annotation, molecular function: calcium ion binding. Lineage: Eukaryota; Viridiplantae; Streptophyta; Magnoliopsida; Cucurbitales; Cucurbitaceae. The record is from RefSeq and is a predicted model, not a curated record.
UAAUUAAAGCUAUUGUUUCCAAAGAUUUCACUUCACACGGAUCAUUUCUCUUCCGUCAUCGAGUUGCGAAGACUGAAAGGGCACUGCCUUCUUCGCCACGAAUCCGACCUCCAUUAAAGCAAAUCCAACAACUCCGUUUGUUUUUUCUCAUUCAGAGAAUAACAGCGCCCUUCCUCCUAGCAGCGACGGCGGCGGAUUUCUUUUUAUACGAAUUUGAUUCAUCCUUUUCACGAAUUUAGCUUCGUUUUCAAUCUGAAUAUUGGUGAUUUGUUUAUUUUAAUCAUCUGGGAAUGCCUUUCAUGGAGGUUCAGAAGUUGGGUUUGAGUUUGUUUUUAGGGCUUUUUCUUCUUCUGCUGUCUUUGGUGCCACUGUCUGUGGCGAAGUUCGUGGUUGAAAAGAAUAGUUUGAGGGUUACAUCGCCUGAGGGUUUGAAAGGUACCUACGAUAGUGCCAUUGGGAAUUUUGGCAUUCCUCAAUAUGGAGGUAGCAUGUCUGGGACUGUGGUGUUUCCGAAGGAGAAUCAGAAGGGUUGCAGAGAAUUCAGCGAUGCUGGGAUUUCGUUCCAGUCGAAGUCUGGAGCUCUCCCUACGUUCGUUUUGCUCGAUCGAGGAGAUUGUUUCUUUGCCUUGAAGGUUUGGAAUGCUCAGAAGGCUGGUGCUUCUGCAGUUCUUGUUGCAGACAACGUUGAGGAAAGAUUAAUAACCAUGGACACCCCUGAAGAGGAUGGUUCUACAGCACAAUACAUUGAAAACAUAACAAUACCGUCUGCACUUAUUGAAAAAAGUUUUGGUGAGAAACUGAAAAAAGAGUUCAGUUCUGGAGAAAUGGUCAGUGUGAGUCUUGAUUGGAGGGAAGCGGUACCUCAUCCUGAUGACCGUGUGGAAUAUGAGUUGUGGACUAACAGUAACGAUGAAUGUGGCGUGAAGUGUAACAUGCUAAUGGAAUUCUUGAAGGAUUUUAAAGGUGCGGCCCAGUUACUUGAAAAGGGUGGUUACUCACAGUUCACACCACAUUAUAUUACUUGGUAUUGCCCACAGGCAUUCGUUCUAAGCAAGCAGUGCAAGUCUCAAUGUAUCAAUCAAGGGAGGUAUUGUGCUCCUGAUCCCGAGCAGGAUUUCAGUUCUGGCUAUGAUGGGAAAGAUGUGGUGAUUGAAAACUUGAGGCAGUUAUGUGUUUUCAAAGUGGCUAAUGAAACUCAAAAACCUUGGAUUUGGUGGGACUAUGUGACAGAUUUUCAGAUCAGAUGUCCAAUGAAGGAGAAGAAGUACAACAAGGACUGUGCUAAUGAUGUUAUUAAGUCUCUUGGGCUUGAUGCUAGCAAGAUUGAGAAGUGCAUGGGGGAUCCAAAUGCUGAUACUGAAAAUCCAGUUUUGAAAGAAGAGCAAGACGCCCAAGUUGGAAAAGGAUCCAGAGGGGAUGUUACCAUAUUGCCUACUCUUGUUGUAAACAAUCGACAAUAUCGAGGAAAAUUGGUGAGAGGUGCAGUUCUGAAGGCCAUAUGUUCAGGUUUUGAGGAAACAACUGAACCUGCCAUUUGCUUGAGUAGUGAUUUAGAGACCAACGAAUGCUUAGAUAAUAAUGGUGGUUGCUGGCAAGAUAAAGCUGCCAAUCUAACCGCCUGCAAGGAUACUUUUCGUGGGAGGGUAUGUGAAUGCCCACUUGUUGAUGGUGUGCAGUUCAAAGGAGAUGGUUACACCACUUGUGCAGCAAGCGGGUCUGCAAGAUGCAAAAUUAAUAAUGGAGGAUGUUGGCAUGAGACCCGGGAUGGACAUACAUUCUCUGCUUGUACGGACCAUAGCAAUGCGAAUUGCUCGUGUCCUCCAGGGUUUAAAGGUGAUGGUGUUAAAAGCUGCGAAGAUAUCGAUGAGUGCAAAGAAAAGAAAGCCUGUCAGUGCCCUGAAUGUAGCUGUAAAAAUACCUGGGGCAGCUAUGAGUGCAGUUGCAGUGGUGAUCUUUUGUACAUCAGAGACCAUGAUACUUGUAUAAGUAAGGUGUCUGGUGGGAGAUCUGCGUGGACUGCUGUUUGGGUUAUAUUGAUAGGCUUGGCUAUGGCGGCUGGUGGAGCAUACCUAGUAUACAAGUACAGAAUAAGGUCAUACAUGGAUUCAGAAAUCAGAGCUAUUAUGGCUCAGUACAUGCCUCUAGACAGCCAAGCUGAAGUUCCAAACUACGCCGGUGGGAAUCGUGUGUAAGAAGGAAGACGAUAUAUUAGGAACCUGUCGGUCUCGCUCACAGUGGAGUGUGGAGUGGUCUGUCAUGUCGAAUCGUAAUCCAGUUAAGAGUUUUGAGGCAAGAUGUUUGCAUUUGCUGUAAUAUAUGACAAUAAACGAUAAGGGUUUUGAGUUUGAGAUGUUAUUGUUAGAUUAUAUAACAUGCUUGAAGAGUUGGUUCUCUGUUGAAUUUUUAUUUGGGCAGUUGCAGAGGACUCUGUCGAUUAACGAACGUAUGCCUCGGAUGGGCUAAGCUAAGCAUCAUGCCACCACUGUAGUGUUUGUUGGUGAGGAUCUUAAAUGUGGUUUUGUAACUUAAUAACUUACUUUUUUGUA